AUGCGUUCCGAACUUAUCUCCAAGGCUCUCGCCAUCGUUUUCUUGGUCGCUGCACCUCUUGCUUCCGCCCAGCCCGUGAAGGGCGGCGGGGUUCAAUUGAGCGCUCGGGAUCUCAUUUCCUAUUUGAAUUUCGCACGAUCCGUAUUCUCUGACGAGGCGGGAGCGGAGUCUUCUAUCGAGAAUGAUGCGUACGGGGAAGUUGAGAGUGACGAUGAGGAGGAAUCCGUUGAGGUUAAGAGAGACACUCCUGCCGCGGACGAUGCGUAUGGGAAUAUCGAGGGUGACGAAGAGGAGGAUUCCGAUUAA
This is a messenger RNA of Hymenoscyphus albidus, 306 nucleotides long. NCBI's taxonomy places the organism in Eukaryota, Fungi, Ascomycota, Leotiomycetes, Helotiales, Helotiaceae. The record is from the annotation of a GenBank genome assembly.